GGAUGCCAGCCGUGAAGAAACGCAAGUUUGGCUAGCUCACGUGCCACAAACAAAACAGACGGAAGGUUGAUGUGUCUGCAGGCUUAGUCGAGCGCAACAGCAGAGCAGCAGUGCAGCCCGGAGCAAUUGGAGAUAUUUAACGUUUUUUCAACAUUAGCAAAGCUCAAGUAGACACCGUCUGGUGAGAAAUGGCAGAAGGAGGCUUUGACCCUUGCGAGUGCAUCUGCAACCAUGAAUAUGCUAUGAGGCGUCUCAUCAACCUGCUCAGGCAUUCACAGUCCUACUGCACAGACACAGACUGCCCCCAAGAAUUGCCAGGCCCGAGCAGUUCAGUUGACGGAGGAGGUGACCUGACGUUCCCCAUGGUCGUGAUGGGAUGGAUAGUGCUGGCUCUGCUUCUGUUCCUGUUCCGCCCAUCCAGUCUCAGGGGUCCCCGUCCCACAGGCAAAUCUCCUGGACCCCACAAUAGUGAUGGAAGAGAACCUCCAGUACCGCCUGUUGACUAGCAGUGAAACCGCCGAGCCAGCACUCCCCCACCUGCUCUGACUGGAGCUGCAGAGUUAGCUAGUUAUAGUGACCAGGACAGUGCCAUCUCCCUGUCAACCUCUUUUCAAAUGUCUUUUGCUUUUUUUCCCUGUUAUGAUUCUUCUGAAUGGAACUCAACUGAUACUGGAUUGAUUAGGCCAAUACAGAUAUGAUAUUUUGAAGGUGCAAAAAAUCAGAUAAUAUAAAGAUCAAUAUUAUUAUUUUUACAAAAACAAACAACAUAAAGAAUUUUGGCAUCUAUUUUUCAGCUUUGGUUACAUUGACAGAGAUAUAGACCGAAGCAGGAUACCUAACGAAGACUUUUGACCAGGGGAUGAGAAACUUAAUAACUAUAACAAAACACAAUUUUUCCUCAAAUGCAAAAGUUUAAUUAAAUAAGUAGAGAAAAUCAUAUUUUGUUCAUGUGCAGAUAUAUACACUGAUACAUUUGUAAUGAGCCACUUUUGACUGAUAACAUUGGCCAACCAUGUUAGCUCGAUAUCAUACCAGCUGAGCUCUUAUGUUUUUAAUCAGAAUGUCUGUUAUUGUUGUGAGUCAGUCCCUGAUCCCAGCUCUGGCACUGACUGAUCUGGAUCUCAGACAAGGAGCUCAAAAUGAAGUAAUGUGUCAAAUACUUUGAAGGAGAACAGAGGGGGGGCAGCACAGAGAUCCCCGCUGGGCAGUUAAAUGUCUUGUUCAAGUGCUUGCGGGGUAAUGACUGGUGGCGGGUUCUGUUCAGACUCCUCAGCAUUCCACUCUGUACACUUUACAGCUCUAAGCAGUGCCAUUAAUGAUGUCAUAUCACACAAUGUUUUAAUAGCAUAUUAAAAACUAUUACUAGACUGAUUACAUUUAAUGAAUUUAUAUGGUUAUAUUCUUUAUUAGGAUUUGGUGUACAAAACAUGACAAACUGGUUUUAAUGCUGUGAAUUUCUCUUGUGUGUUUACGCCCAGUCCUCAAUUAGAUGACAUACUCCCCUCAGCCAGCAAAUACUAAUGUCCUCUUACAUUAACUAUAUCUCUGUCCCUUUAUGUAACAGUGUGUCUGGUUACUGUGGUGUCGGUGAUUAAGAUGACAGUGAAGGAUCUCAGCCGUUUGACAGUUAAAUGCAGUCAUUGGAACUUUGUGAAAUGAGCUGAAUUGCAGGUACACAUAGAGGGUAGAACAAGUGUGGUCAUUGUGAAACAAUAUACUCAGUAAAGCAAAAAAUUUUAAUCAUAUUAAGAUUACAUGUGCUGUAUUUGUUUUGUGGAAAAGAAGAAAAAACUAAUUAUAUAUUAGUAGACAUUAAUAUUUUAGUAGCACUUUUCUUGUGGUGUGCUGUACUAAACUUCAGUUGUCUGAAUGAUGGCCUCUUCUAUUCUUACUGAGAAUCACAGCAGUCUGUAAUUGAUAUGGAGCAACCCAAAGUUUUCUACUUCACAACUUCUGUAUGAGAAUAUGUCAAUCCAGUGAAUAGUAUUUGAACGCAGAAAUGACUUUUCAAACAGUGCCAAUGUGAAUUCAUAGCUCUUGGCUUCAAUGCUCAUUCCAAAUUAGGGAACAGCAAUAUUUGAGGUCCUGUAAAAAAUUUGUAAUGUGUUGAAACAAGGCUUUUAAAAUGUUUCUUGGUUUGUGUUCCAGGGUACAUUCCUGUGAUAUCAGAAAUAACAUGAAUUAGUCUUAAUAUGAAGGAAUUUCUUAAAUAUAUGGUGUAAGAAGUAGGAUUCUGGAUGUGAUCUGUAACAACUGUGGGCCGAGUUCAUCCCGACAGUCUUUUGCUGCUGGCUCAUUUCCGUAUCAACAGAUUUUUGUUUGUCUUUCUAGACUUGUUUGGGAGAUGGCAGGGAGGUGACAUAAGGAAGGAAAGGGUAAAACAAACUGUAAUUAGUGCUGCACAAUUAAUGGGGAAGCCAACUACAUUGUUGAGAUGUACAAGUCGACUCUCUGGUGAGAUGGAGAGACCUUGAAUUACACUGUUACUGUCAAAGAGAAAAAGGGCUUCAACUAUGCACUUUUCUUAUAACAAAACAAAAAAUAAAAAGAAUUCAGUCUUC
Scatophagus argus is the source of this 2561-nucleotide messenger RNA. RefSeq names its product small integral membrane protein 14 (gene smim14). Gene Ontology annotation, cellular component: endoplasmic reticulum. The transcript has 5 exons. The record is from RefSeq and is a predicted model, not a curated record. The coding region runs from base 189 to 506 and encodes 105 amino acids. Lineage: Eukaryota; Metazoa; Chordata; Actinopteri; Scatophagidae.